CCCGACGCCAGGUUCUUCCGCAUCGACCUGCCCAACAGCGGGAAGGUGGUGCUGGCACGUGCCCUUGACUUCGAGAGCAGGCAGCAGCUGGAGGUGGUGGUCACCGCUGUGGAGAUGAACACCAAGGAGCGGUUCAAUGCCUCUGCCCACAUCCGGGUGAAUGUACUGGAUGGGGAUGACCAGUACCCCCCAGUUCCUGCCCUGCACUCCCCGCACCCACCAUGGCCUCACCAUCUGCACCAGCCCCAUCUACACCGCCAAUGUCACAGAGGGCCAGCUCCAGGGGGGACCCCUGAGCUUCAGCCCUGGCUCUGUCUACGCUGAGGAUGGGGACAGGGGCUUGAGGGCGGCCAUCACCUACUCCCUGCUGGCAGGGCAGGAGAGCGGCCGCUUUCACAUCGACAACAUGACAGGAGCCAUCACGCUGCUGCAGGCGGUGGAGAGCAGCCGGAGCACACCUGCUAUCAGCCUCAGCAUCAUGGCCUCGCAGGUAAACGACGCCAACAAGUAUGCAGUGACACAGGCGGUGGUGCGGGUGCUGGCUGCCAACCGGCACCCGCCACGCUUCGCCCACCCGAUGUACCAGGCCUUCGUCCCCGCUGGCGCCCGUGAGGCUGCCCUCCUCCUCACCUUCGGUGGCCACGUGCUGGCCCUGCGCGCCCAUGACCCUGACUUCCCUGAGGGUGUGAACCCCCAGGUGCAGUACAGCCUGCGCCCCAGCACCAACCACAGCCAGCUCUUCCAGGUGAUGCCCAACGGGCUGUUGGUGGCCCGCGCCGACCGCCUGCGGCCUGCCCAGACCUACCGCCUGCAGGUGCUGGCAAGGGAUGAGGAGUCGGGGGAGACAGCGAACACCACAGUGGAGCUGGAGGUGCUGUGGCCAGGGCAGGCGGCCCCACGAGACCCUUCAGAGAUGGGGCCAGGCCGGAGCUCGGUGAACACGGCAGUGCUAGCAGGGGGGCUGGGGGCCCUGUUGCUCCUCACCGCCGCCAGCCUCUUCCUCGUCAUGAGGCUGAUGAAGAAGCGCCAGCGGCAGCAGGAGACAGCUGACCGGGCAGCACUGGCCAUCGAGAAGCACCCCAACAGCCUGAGGUGGUUCCAGCCGGUCCCUGCCGGCAAGUCGUCCCCGAGCCCCCCCAACCUCUACUACCCCAACGAGGGGUACAGUGAGGGGGGCGAGGCCGCCCCACCACCACCACCACCACCACCGCCACCACCACCACCACCGCCUCCCCCUCCGCCUGCCCCCCAGCUCCCCCCAGUCCCCAAACCCCAGGCAAACUCAGUGGGGCGGCCGGGGGGGGUCCCCGGGGGGAUCCCCACAGGAGUCUCCUCCCCCUGCUCCAGCCAGCCCCCCCAGCCCGAGCGAGGUGGUGGGGGGCGGCGGGGAGGCAGGGGGCAGCCCUGCAGUGGGGGGUCGGCGCGGGGGGCCCCCAGCGGUGCUGCCAGCGCUGGAGGAGGUGAGCGAGGAGAGCCUGGAGGAGGCGGCGAUGGGGGGCCCCAGGGUGCCCCCCACCCUGCUGCAGCUGCUGGAGGACUCCAUCGAGUGCUGAGGGGGGGGGCGCAGGGUGGCCGGGGGGAGCGCAGCUGCUGUCGCGAUGGCACCAAUAAACACCUGGAGCGACAGCGGGGGCUCCCUGGGGCGGGGAGGCACUGGAGGGGGGGUCACAGCCCCCAGCCGGAGGCACUGGGAUGCACUGGGGGUUCGGGCCCCCUCCGGCUCCGCUCGCCCCCGGCGCGCCCCCACGUGGCAUCUCCCGCGCUCCCGUUCCCUCCGCCACGCCCCGGGGCGGGGCCACCAUCGUCCCGCCCCUUAAAGGCCCCGCGCGCGUGAAGCGGGCGCUGCCCCACGGCCCGGCUGCGCGAGUCCCGGAGUGCCACGGGGUUUGGGUGCUGGGACGCCGGGGUGC
This is a messenger RNA of Falco peregrinus (peregrine falcon), 1910 nucleotides long. Its product is annotated as cadherin-related family member 5-like. The transcript has 10 exons. The coding region runs from base 161 to 1834 and encodes 557 amino acids. The record is from RefSeq and is a predicted model, not a curated record. Gene Ontology annotation, cellular component: catenin complex; membrane; adherens junction. Gene Ontology annotation, molecular function: cadherin binding; calcium ion binding. Lineage: Eukaryota; Metazoa; Chordata; Aves; Falconiformes; Falconidae. Gene Ontology annotation, biological process: cell morphogenesis; cell-cell junction assembly; multicellular organism development.